AUGGCCGACGCAGACAUAGAGGCCAACAUCGACCUCCUACUCAGUUUUGGAGCGGAUCAGCUGGACAGAAAUGAAGCCCGACAGCUUCUCGCGAAUCAUGGCCAAAGUGUCGAGGCCGCCAUGGACAAAUACUUCACCAGCAUGGAGCAAGGAGGCAUACAAUCUCUAAAGACCCACCUGCGCAAUUCGCAAGCCAAGUGGGACGAGACUGCCUUUGCGGGGGCCGGCUAUGGUAUCGACGACACAAACGUUCCCACAUUCAAUAUUGACUAUGCUCCAGGCCACGAGAAUUACCCACAUAGCAACAUCAAUAGCAGAGCUCCCACACGGCCGCCUUCACGGACGAGUGUCGCCUCCACACAAGCUCAAGCCGGCGACGCGCCUAUACAAAGCAUAGAGGGUCAAGAAACAGGUGUCACCGGUUCCAACACCAUCUUUGGGCCAGCCAUGAGAGACAAUUACGAUACGUCUCAGUGGGCCUUGGUACCAACCGCGACCGAAAUCAUUGCCGACCCCAUCCCCAGUCAACGCAAGCGCGAAGAAGGAGAGCCCGCGAUCCUCAAGCCAUCGUCCAACUUCAACUACCUUCCCAACCUCAUUCCUAUCCUCCAUUCGAUACCGCUGUUCCGAAAUGCGCUGCUAUGUCCGGGUAUUACAAAAGACGAUUACUGGCAGGGCGACGAAUGGUGGAAAGGCAAUCCCAAGUCGGCCUCGCGCAUCUUUGAUGCAAGUGUUGGGCUGUCCGAGUCGUACAAUUUAGAAAUACUUCACGAAGCGCAGCGGAUGAUGGCUUUCCUGGAUAAAACCGAGCGGAUCUAUGGAUCGGUGAACGGACUACUUGAGAGUGAGGCCUGGAGAGAAUUACCGUCGACUGUCGAGGACCCAGACGAUGAUCUGCUCAAGUUCCUUGUGUUAUGGGGCUUCGCGUUCGAGAGCCAUAUGCCUAAUGCUGAGUUGAACGGUACUCUUCGGUCUACAGUGGACGUCGCGGAUAGCACCCCAGAGAGCUUUGUGCUCGAUGCUGUGGUAACACGCGAUCCAUCUCGGCCUGACUUUAGCUUGUACGACGUCUUGGACGACUCGCUGUUCUCUGUGGCUGUGGGUAGUGCGCACAUCCGCGAACCCAGUAACGUCCUGAUACUACGACUAUCCUCAUCGAAUACAGAGGCAUCUGACCUAGGCAUUCGCAUUCCAGCUACCCUCUAUAUCGAUCGAUAUCUCCAACAAAAUAAGCAUGUCAUCGAUGGCAUGUACAGCGAUAUCAGGCAGCACGAGGAACAACUGAACGUUAUCAAGUCGCAUGUGGAGAAGCUGAAGUAUUACACCCCGAACAAAGCAGGCGCGAAAAAGCUGGACUCCCUACAGUUACUCAAAACGAGCAUGACUGCAUUUGAGCCUGCAAAGUCUGGUAGUUCUCCAGAGGAUGCGUCAACGUUGGCCAAACUACAAGAGCUAUACAGUAGCAUCGAAAGCAAGCUUGCAACCCUCGAGGAGCAGACUGAACAAGCGCAGAAGGCCAUCGCAGGCAUCUCCGGACGCUUCAAGCCACGCGUAGACGACAGUACUGACACUACGGCGACCACAAGGGAUGAGAAUGCCAUGGACACCACUACCGAAACUACUGAGAAUGUGGCCGAAAAGCUCUCUGAGCCUGUCGAGGUUGAAUACCCAGCCGGGCAAGCUCCUGAAGAUGCCAUGAACCGUCCCUACGAACUCUGGGGUGUAGCCACCCGCCGUGACGUAGUCUACAUCCGACACCCCGAUAUAAACUCCAACACUCCCAAUGCAACACAAUGGUGGCGCAUGCAAUACGAUAGUGAAUCUGCCAACCCCAUCAUCCGACGCGACCGUCUCUCCCUAUCCGAAGUCAUCGAACGCGCAACCACGGAAUCCGCCUCUGCGCUCCUUGUCUAUGCAAAUGACGCUGCUACGACUGCCGAUCCCCUCCCAAUACCCAAGGCUCUCGAGGACUUUGCUAAGAAGGAUAAUUUGAACUUUCUGAGAGAGUUGCAGGAGAGUCGUACCGGCUGGGAAGAUUAUGGCGGUGACUACGGAAACGUGGCACAAGGGGGGUGGGACGACACUAUGCAUCCUACGUCCCAUGCUAAUCCUUCCUUCGAUGAAGGAGUGGAUGAGAACGGAUGGAGUGAGAUUAGUGCCAAGGAGUUUUCUAGCAGUACUGGUGGUCGCCCACGGAACGAUUCGAACAUGAGUUCUGCGACGCUAACGCCGAAUACGGAAAUUGAGGAUGAUGAGCAGCAGCAAAUAGUGGAGACGGGUGCUCGGGGCGCAACCAAUAUGAGUAAUGCUAGUAGCGAGACUGUGGGUCGCGGGGAUGAUGUGAUGGAUUUGGAUGGGGAGAGUCAGAAGUUGCAGAGUCAGGUUAGGUUCUCGGAUGUGGAUAUGGAGGAUGUGGGUGGUAGGGAUGAUGGGUUGAGGACGCAGCAUAUUGAGGUUUCGGAGAAAAAGGGUGGCUAG
Molecule: messenger RNA, 2478 nt
Organism: Alternaria postmessia
Lineage: Eukaryota; Fungi; Ascomycota; Dothideomycetes; Pleosporales; Pleosporaceae
Exons: 4
Coding region: 1-2478 (825 amino acids)
Biological process (GO): protein deubiquitination
Cellular component (GO): cytosol; nucleus
Source: RefSeq, a predicted model, not a curated record